AUGAAUAUCCUCCCGCGCACAGAAACGUCCUCUAUCAUAGUAAAUCAGCCCGUUUCGGGAGCCUCGUGCUCGACCUGCGGCAAAAGCUUCAAAAACGUGAACAGCCUGCGCGCGCACAUGUCGCUCGACUGCAUGAAAACCAGCUUCUUCAAGUGCAAAGCCUGCCCGUUCAUUUCCAAAAGGCGCUUCAACAUGAAAAUGCACUACGCCACCAAGCACAAGAUCGAGGUGCACAGCGGCAAUCUCACCAAAAUCACCAGGAUCACCUUCUAGAAUUGUUUUCUCUUUUCCUUUUCAGGAUCCAGCUAGAAUUAAAUCGAUUAACAAUUACUUUUUGGUGCGCAAUUUUCGAUUGGGUAGUUGCCUAAUUGGGCUAAUUAAUGUGCCUUAUUUUAAUGCACUGUAAGGCAAUAUUUUUAUACUAAUUUUUACGUUAAUUAUUAAAGUCUAAUAUUUGUUUUUUUAUAAAGUCUCGAUUGAUUAUCUAAAUUUGAAUGUUGGUAAGUUUUUCGGUCGUUAGUUUAGAUUAUAUUGGUCUAAUAAAGCAAAUUAAAUAAAUUAUUUACGUGGUGGGAGCAAACUAAAUUUUAAGUCUCUUUUUGUGUUUUAAACUAAUAAAUUGUUGAGUUAGUGGGAGAAAAAAAAGAAUUUUUUACGACAUUAGUACAAUUCUUUUUUUACUCUACAAUUACACGAUUAUAUUUUGUACCUUCAUUAUUAUAAAAACAUUUCCAAAAAACCGACUGUAUUUUUACUCAUCCACUAAUUAUCCAGUUACUGAUACAUGGAUUCACCCAUCCUCAAAAACUUAGUGGGUAUCAAUUAAUAUUUAAUUGAAACGAAGUGUUUUUUCAGGUAACAUUUCUUUUCUUA
Molecule: messenger RNA, 873 nt
Organism: Phyllotreta striolata
Lineage: Eukaryota; Metazoa; Arthropoda; Insecta; Coleoptera; Chrysomelidae
Source: the annotation of a GenBank genome assembly